This is a messenger RNA of Owenia fusiformis, 1400 nucleotides long. The record is from the annotation of a GenBank genome assembly. Lineage: Eukaryota; Metazoa; Annelida; Polychaeta; Sabellida; Oweniidae.
AAGUACAUCAACGUGAUACAUACUAAAGAAACAGUGAAGUUCAAAGAUAUACAAGUAACCAUGCCAAUUAAAGACAAAAAUCAUGAGCUUUCAAGGAUACAAUCUGGUGUAUAUGAAAACAAUAUAAAUGAAUCACCAAAUCUGAUUGAACAAGAUGGAAUAGCAGAUGAUAUUCUUCAGUAUGAGGAUUCCCUUGAUGAUAUGAAUACAGCUGAGGGACACAUAACUAAGAAACAGUCAGAGAAACUGAUUCUACUCUAUAAUUCAUUCUGGGAUGAGAAGGGAUGGGAGGUUGGACUCGGGAAGGAACCAUUUAAGAGAUUGUCAUGCCCAGUAAGGAAUUGUAAGAUAACAGAUGACAAAAUGUUGUUAAGUCAAAGUGAUGCAGUUGUGUUUCAUAUACAACAGCUAGGGAAGUUACCACCAGUAAAGAACAAUCAUCAAAAAUGGGUUUUCUUUAUGUUGGAAUGCCCUGAAUGGUCAAAGAAUUACAACUACAAAUCUGAACUUUGGAAUAGAAAAUUUGACUGGACCAUGACAUAUAGAACAGACUCUGACAUACGCCUCCAUUAUGGACAGGUUGAUAUGGUAACCAGUCCUGUCCAGCAAGAAGUAAAAAACUAUACAUCCAUAAUUGAAUCUAAGAUGGGUGAUGUUGCUUGGAUUGUAAGCAACUGUGACACAGCAAGUAGAAGAGACCAGUAUGUCAAAGAAUUGCAGAGAUAUAUAAGUGUCGAUGUAUACGGCAAAUGUGGUAACCUCACAUGUCGGAAAGAUUGGCGAGGAUCAGAUAAGGCCUGUUUGGAAAUGAUCAACAAAAAAUACAAAUUUUAUAUCGCUUUUGAAAAUAGUUUCUGCACUGAUUACGUCACAGAAAAAUUCUUUAAAAUACUACCCCUUGAUGUUGUUCCAGUUGUAAGAGGAGGUGCGGAUUAUUCAAGAUUUGCCCCGGAGGGAUCUUACAUUGAAACAUCAAAAUUUGAAUCCCCAAAAGAUCUUGCAUCACAUCUUAAGUAUUUAAUAAAGAACCCUGAUGAGUAUAUCAAAUAUCUAAGAAUUAAAGAGAGAUUCAAAGCAACUGCUUAUUUCGGACCAGGAAAGCUCCCGUCCUGGUGUGACUUAUGCCAAAAACUACACGAAGACACUACGACUGGGAAAUCUUAUAAACACAUUGAAGAUUGGUGGAGUAGGAACCACUGCCACAAACCAAAUGAUUUAGAUUUUCUUGUGAAGUAAAUAUGGCAAUUUGUGAUCCAUUACCUGCUCUAUACCUUGGAGUACAGGCUCAAGCAUAAAAGAGGGACACUUCUAAAUUGGAAUGUAUUAUAUGCGUGUACACAUUUUACAUAUUGCUACAUGCACAAAUAAAAUAUAUUAAGUUAGAUCCCAACAUAAGAAUU